UAUUCAAAAUGUCUUUGUCCGUGACAUCCAAAACAUUCAAAUUGAACACCGGUGCUUCAAUUCCUGCCGUGGGAUUGGGAACCUGGAGAGCCACCGAAGCAGAUGCUGCUUAUAAGUCUGUCAAAACCGCUUUGCAAAAUGGCUACAGACACAUUGAUACCGCUGCUAUAUACGGAAAUGAAGAAGAAGUAGGAAGAGGGAUCAAGGAUUCGGGUGUCCCCAGAAGUGAGAUUUUUGUCACCACUAAAUUAUGGAACAAAAACCACAAGGAUGUCGAAGGUGCUUUGAACGAGUCGUUAUCCAAAUUGGGCUUGGACUACGUCGACUUGUACUUGAUUCACUGGCCACACUCCACCGACCCAGUCACCGGAAAGGAUUACACCGAUUGGGACUAUGUGGACACUUACAAGGAGUUGCAAAAAGUUUACAAAGCCAGCAACAAAAUCAAGGCCAUCGGAGUGUCCAACUUCACGAUUGCCAAGAUCGAAAGGCUUUUGGCCGAUAAAGAUGUGACGGUGGUGCCUGCUGCCAACCAGGUCGAGUUGCACCCCUUGUUGCCUCAGGACCGGUUGUUGAAGUACUUGAAUGAAAAGGGUAUUUACGCUGAAGCGUACUCGCCUUUAGGUUCCAACGAUUCGCCAUUGUUCAAGAACGGUACUGUGGUUUCAAUUGCAAAGAAGUUUGACAUCGAACCAGCACAGGUGUUGAUCUCAUGGGCUGUCCAAAGAGGUACUGUAGUUUUGCCCAAGUCUGUGACUGCAUCGCGGGUGAUUUCCAACUUGAAGACGUUGGUGUUGCCGGACGAGGAGUUUGAGCAGUUGAGCAAGUUAUCCGAGAAGGACGGAGUGGUUAGAACUUGUGACCCAGGCUGGCACACGUACGAUGACGACCUUGCCUAGGUGUGUAGUUGUUUUUGUAAUUGUAUACAAAUGAAAUAUUAGUGCAGUUGCAUUCAAAUGUGCCAG
Messenger RNA from Yamadazyma tenuis ATCC 10573, 965 nucleotides. NCBI's taxonomy places the organism in Eukaryota, Fungi, Ascomycota, Pichiomycetes, Serinales, Debaryomycetaceae. The record is from RefSeq and is a predicted model, not a curated record.